UUUGUCCACAAAUCUGCUGUCACCAGCCUGCUGAUCUGUGUGUCUCCCGCUGCUGCUUGACCCGUGAUUACGUCAUCACGCAACUUUCCUAGAGCUGUCUAGAUUGUCCUCGGUGGUACAGCAGCAGUCAUGGGCACGGGGGCGAGCAAGGUCGCGUUCAGGGAUGUUCUUGCGCAGCUGAAGAACGAGGAUAUCGCCACGAACGACGCCGCAUUCUGGUCCAACCUGUGGAAGACGGAGACGAAUCCCCAUGAUGUUUUCGAAGUGAUCUCCCCCACUGCCGUGAGAAAGCUGAAGGUCGCGCGUCCGGGAAACGUCGAGGCCCUCCUGAGGAUGGCUGUCUUGCACCUGGAGAAGGUGCUGGACGACCCCGAUCCCUUCGUGCUCAAGAGCGCGAUGACCGCUGUGAGCGUGCUGACCAGGGUGUUACCCUUCAUUCUGGAGGAGUACACCGACCCGGAAACGGGUGAGGUCGAUCCUGCUCUGCAUUCGAUGUUCUGGUCGACGGAAGAGGAGCCGCCGUCGACCACGGCGACGGCGACUGGGGAUGGGGCGGGGGCGGGGGCGGGAGAACAGCAGCAGCAGCCAGAUGCACGGGUUGCGCUUGGGUCGGCGAUGGUGUCGGCCACCAUGCGGCUGCUGUUCACGCGGCAGCUCACGGUGGACGUGUACUCUUCGUGCGAAUCAGUCGACGCAGAUGCGGAUAACCCCCUCGAGAUCCAUGAUCCGAGGGCGUUGUGGUCGGGGGGUUUGGACGUGGGUAGGAAAGCGAGGAUCCAGCGAAGCCGAGAGCUGGAGGCUAAUCGAAUCGAGGUGAUGCGGCUGCUGCUGGUGCUUAUGUGCGAGCCUCUGUUCCAGCGGAACGUGGGCUUCGAUCCGACCGCCUCCAGGUUUGCGGAAGAGGUCUGCAAGGCCGACGCCCCGUUCGCCGCGGAGCUUUUCUUCUCCCUCUUGAGCGUCAUCGCCACGUACGAUCCAGUGGGCUGGGGGGUCCCGUACGCGGGGUCGUUCACCACCGAUCUCCCCGCCCGUCAGCUGGAGAUGUCGGCACAGACGGCGGUGAGGGAAGACCCCCCCGCCCCCGGCGACGUGGGCUACAACGUCUUCCGCAACCUGGUGCUGCACGGCCUCAAGGACGAGGAGGACUUCGAGCUCGUCUACACCGGUCUGUCGCGGCUGCUCAACACCCUGCACCGCUCGCGGAACACCUACAUGCCCGGGGCGGCCACGGAGGUUUACUGCUACCAGGAGGUGCUGGUGCUGCUGUGGAAGCUGCUGGAGGAGAAUCCGGUGUUCAUGCAGUACGUUCUCAAGAACUGCGACAUCAAUGAGAUCUUGGUGCCUGUGUGCUACCUCCUGGUAGAGAACCGUAAGGACGUCUCUAAGGGGGGUCUGAUCCACAUCUGCACCUUCGUGUUGCUCAAGCUGUCCGGGGAGAGGGCCUUCGGCGUGGCCAUCAACAAGGCCUGCAGCGUGCGGCUGCCGACGGACCUGCCCCUUUUCUCCGGCUCGCACCUGGACCUCCUGAUCCUGACCGUUCACAAGCUCCUGGUUGCCGGGUCGGAAAGGCUGAGCACCCUCUACCACUGCUUCCUGACGGUGCUCUGCAACGUCUCUCCGUAUGCCAAGGGUCUGAGCCUGAUCGCGUCCGUGAAGCUGCUCAGCCUCUUCGAGCUCUUCACUAGUCCCGGGUUAGUUUAUCCACAAGCGCCUUGA
Messenger RNA from Ectocarpus sp. CCAP 1310/34, 1716 nucleotides. The record is from the annotation of a GenBank genome assembly. NCBI's taxonomy places the organism in Eukaryota, Phaeophyceae, Ectocarpales, Ectocarpaceae.